CGCACGGCGUCGGCGCGCACGCACGUAUUCUCUCGCACCGUAUUAUUGAAACCAGCUACCAUGGGGAGUUAAGGGCAAGACGACGGGUUAUUUUCGUAAAUUUUUAAUAUUAGGAAGCUAUCCAUAUGCUGCGUUUUGGAGCACACAGUUCGCGCCAGUAUCCCCAAUGCAGCGGAUUACGGGGAACGGGCUUUCAGAGACGGGUGAAUCGUUUUCCAGCAGAAUCAUUGCUCGAGGCGAAGAUCUGACCACUGCCUUGUGCAAUCAGAGACAUGAGUGUUGUCAGAGAAUUACAUGGGAUUGGGUACAGGGGUGGUGGUGGGGUUGUGGCCUCUCUGAGCGGCCCUACCCACUUUACUGAGGAUGCUCCGCGACCCCCGGUUCCUGGCGAGGAGGGGUCUGAUGUGGACCCCCCAGUCCAGUCAGCCAACACCCGUCCAAACACCCUUUCCCAAACCCUCGGCUAUCUCCCGUCAUCCUCGUUAUCUAAAAUGGGGGAUCCAUCAAGUUACACACCCUCCUCAUCGUCUGCGACCCCGCGCCGCCCUGAUCUGGACUUGGGGUAUGAACCUGAGGGCUCGGCUUCACCAACUCCACCUUACCUGAAGUGGGCUGAGUCACUUCACUCUCUCCUAGAUGACCAGGAAGGCAUCCAGCUGUUCCGAAACUUCCUGUGCCAGGAAGGGUGUGCAGACCUUCUGGACUUCUGGUUUGCCUGCUCUGGGUUUAGGAAGACCAGCCAAGAGAAGAGGGCAAAGCUGGCCAAGGCCAUCUACAGGAAGUACAUUGUAGACGGAAGUGGGAUUGUCUCCAGGCAGAUCAAAGCAGCCACCAAGAGCUUCAUCAGAGACUGCGUGGGAAGGCCGCAUCCAGACCCUGCUAUGUUUGAACAGGCCCAGACAGAGAUCCAGGCCAUGAUGGAGGAGAACACCUACCCUUUGUUCCUUAAGUCUGAUUUGUACCUGGAGUACACACGGACAGGAGGAGAGAGCCCCAAACCUAACCCCAGUGAUCAGAGCCCUUCAUCGGGGCCAGCCAAGCCUAUGCCUGGGUACUUACCCACGCUCGCGGAGGAUGAGGAGUGGAGGUGUGGGGGAGGAGGAGCAAGGGAGGUGGAGGAAGAGAAAGAUGAGGAGGAAUGUGGAGAUACACCAGCUGGUAGGCUGACUCACAGCCUGCUGAUGCAGACAGCACCACAGAGAGCCUCGGUCAGCAGGAGGAGGCAGGAUAGCAGGGAGUACAGACCCUGGAGGGAGCCGGUAAACCCAUACUACGCAAACAUGGGCUACGCUCGUGCUCCAGCCACCAGUGCCAAUGACAGUGAGCAGCAGAGCAUGUCGAGUGAUGCAGACACACUGUCACUGACCGACAGCAGCGUAGAUGGUAUUCCUCCAUACAGAUAUCGGAAGCAGCAUCGUAAAGAGAUGCAUGAAAGUGCCAAAGCCAAUGGACGUGUGCCCCUACCUCAUAUACCUCGCACGUACCGCAUGCCAAAGGACAUCCACGUAGAGCCUGAGAGGUUUGCAGCGGAGCUCAUCAGCAGGCUAGAGACGGUUCUCAGAGAGAGAGAGGCUCAGGAAAGACUCGAAGAGAGGCUGAAGAGAGUACGACUGGAAGAAGAGGGGGACGAUGCUGACAUCUCCAUGACAACCUCCAUGUCUUCUCAUAGCAUACCACUCCCCCUCCCCUCAUCGUUUCCACCUCUCUAUGGCGCCCGUUAUUCAGAGACCACUGCUAACACGACAACGGUUGCCACUUACGGCGGCUUGGUUGCCAUGGAGGAUUCCCAUGACGACGACCCGGAGUCUAUUUUGGAUGAGCAUGUAUCACGUGUGAUGAAAACGCCGGGCUGCCAGUCGCCUGGGGCAACAAACAGCACCUUAGGAGGAGGAGGGGGUCGACACACUCCUCCCAAAUCAUCACGCUCACCUGACGGGGGGAUCGGACCGCCUCACUACCCCCCACACCGAGGGGGAGGUCACAGUCUGCCUGCUGCCGGGGUCAAAGGCAUGCAUCACCACAAGCAGCUGUACCACCACAGAGGAAGAGAAGGACAGGAGGAGGCGGGCUCUAGGUCUCAGCCCAACUUCCUGUGGAACGGAGACCCAGCUGGCCAGUAUGCAGGGAGAAGUCGUAACUACGCCGACGGCGCUGGAGCCAGCACACUUGAGGGGAUGGGUUACAGUAGUAAAGGCAGCACGUUAUCACGGCGGGGUUGUAAGAAGACUUCAGAGACAUCAGGUAAAGGUGAGGAGAGUGGGCGUGGUCUGGAGACCCAGGUGCCACUGGAAGAUCUGGAGAGAAACCAGAAGAUCUUGCAGUGGAUGAUGGAAGGAGAUAGACAAAGGAAGAGCUCCCAUGGCGGCAGCACCAGUAGCUCCAGGAGGACGGGAACCAGCAGCGAGUCACCACGUCCGACCUCAGUAGAGAGGCCUGGAGCUGUGCACCCCUGGGUCUCUGCCCAGCUGCGUAACAACCCGUCUUCGGUGUCCGCCGCCAUCCCCGGCUCAUCGUCCACCCAGGUCCAGCCCUCGCACCCUUUCAUCCAGGACCCAGCUAUGCCCCCCAACCCAGCUCCCAACCCCCUCACCCAGCUGGAGGAGGCUAGGAGGAGGCUGGAGGAGGAGAGGAGGAGGAAUGCACUACAGCAGGCCAAGCAGAGGCAUAAGUCUGGUAAGCGCCAAGUGUGUGAGAACAUGACGGUCGCUUACUACUUUUGUGGAGAGCCAAUCCCAUACAGAACAUCAGUCAAAGGCCGUGUGGUGACUUUGGGCCAGUUCAAGGAGCUGCUUACCAAAAAGGGCCACUACAGGUUCUACUUCAAGAAAGUGAGCGACGAGUUUGACUGUGGUGUAGUGUUCGAGGAAGUUCGCGACGAUGACGCCAUCUUGCCCAUCUUUGAGGAGAAGAUCAUUGGGAAGGUGGAGAAGGUUGACUGAAAAUUGGGAACAGGAAGACGGAACAGAAUUGGGAAAAAAAAAAUCAUUUGAAAAGAGGAGAUUGGAAGAGAACAUUCAGGUUAGAUGGAAAUUCAGUGGUGAGAAAACGAAAGAAAGUAGAAAGAUGGAAGGAGCGACGUGUGACAAAAGGGAGAUUGCGCUGCAUGGUAGAAGCUCGAGUAUCAAGGAGGUGGUUAUUUUUAUGGAAUAUCUGGAUAUCUGCGUCAGCGCCUGGAUCAAACCCACAUCAAGCAAAGAAGCUGGGCCAGAUGAAACAGGAGCGGAGGAAAGGAACAUAAAUUAUUUCACCUGUCACGUCUCCACUGUGGAUAUUCGAGGAGGGCUGUUAAAAUCCAAUGUCUGACCGGUCCUCCGCUUCCUCUGCGAUGGAUAGAAAAGGUUGAGGGGACUGCUGGAAGGAGAGAGGAUAAAGUAGUCUUCCACUUCUGCUCUGGAGGAGUCUGUCCUCUGCAGACCAUUAUGAUGCUGCUACAUUACCACGGAAACUCUUCAAUCGGUGCUCGGGACAGUAAAGAAAGCAUUUUUUUGUUCCAUUCGGGAGUCUCGCUGCCUUUUGCUGUCUCUGUUCCUCAUCAGCUGGUGACAAGGGGAGAGGACAGAGGAUUUUGGGGAGUGGAACUUUUCGCCUGCUUCUCCGCUCAUUGACUUCAUAGCCUCAAAACAGAGAAAAGCUCUCACCCUUGAUUCCUAGAUGUCAUGUAGUGAUCUCUCACAUCAACAUGUUCAGACAACAGUUCUCUACAUAACUUGUUUACCAAAGCUACAUAUUUUUGAUAAGACAAGUAUCCUAGCUACUUGUUUUCAUUUUAUUUGAAUUGUGUAUGUACAAGGCAGGUACUAUUACUUACUAAUGCAGCCUAAUUUCGUCAUAUCUCAACUUAAUUUUUUAUUAUUGUGUAUGUUUUGAAGCUAGUUCAGUAGUCAUUUCAGGGCAGCCAUUUUGUUUUUCCUUCCUCUAAACCACAUCCAUGCACCUCCGUUCUGUGCUGUUUACCUUUUGAGUGUGCAGUUCUGUUCUUCCACGCAACAGAUUUUAAAUAUAGGUUAAAUUUUGUUUUUUCCCCCCAACCCACAAAAAUUCUCAUGAAAAAGAGGAGUUGCGCCAUCUUUGACCACAGUAUCUGUUGUUUUUACACAGGUCACACUGUCCCCUCCUGUAUCUUGUCAUUUUUCUGCUAUAUCGAGAGCCUGUGUACGUAACUCCAAGCUCAGUCUAGGUGCCUGCCUGGCCAGUGCCAUUACUUUCAAGGAUGCUUAUUCUGAAGCGUGUCAGUGAGUGUGAAAGCCCGCGUCGGUCGUGUAUGUCUGAACUCAGCCAAAGAGCAUACCGUACGUCCCGUAUGCCUACGUGCUUGUGUCUGUGCAGUCCAAGUCCCGGGUAUCAAAUGUACCUUUACAUCAUGAGCAGAAGGGAAUCUCUUCUUUCUCUUGCAGAUUCCCAAACUUAACACAUUGUAGCUUAACGUUGAGUUUAAAAUCUGGAGCUUGUUUUAGAAAGAAUAGUUUGAAACUUUGAGAAAUGCGCUUACUUGCUUUCUUGCUGAGAGUUAGGUGAGAAAAUUGAUACUGCUUUCAUGUUUGUAUGGCAGAUAAGAGGCCUACAGCAAGCCGUUGGUUAGAUUUUGUACAUGUUAAACAUACUAGGGCUGCAAAUGAUUUGUUUUAUCAAUUUAAUCUGCCAAUUACUUUCUCGAUUAAUCGAUUGGUUUAUAAAAUGUCUCCGCAUCACACUUUCCUAAAGCCUAAGACGACAACUGUUGUUUUGUCCGAACAACAGUUCAAAACUUAGAUAUUUGGUUUUCUGUCACUUAAGACAAAAGAAGCGGAAAAUUCUCACCAUUUUAGAAACUGAAGCUAGAGUGUGUUGGACAUUUCUGCUUAAAAAAUGAUUUUAAUUGAUUCAGCUAUAAAAAAAAAAAAAAACUAGAUAUAACACGUCAAUUAUUGAGCUUCAAAGGUGCAGGCAGGUAGAUUUUUAUACUUUUGGAUAGAGCCAGAUUCACUGUUUCCGCCCCAAUUUCCAUUCUUUAUGCCGGCUGCAGUUUCACAUUUAAUGUACACACAUGAGAUUGGUAUUACUCCCAGGAAGAUGGCAAAAAAAAAAAAAGCUAAUUUCCAAAAAUGUCAACUUCUUCUUUCAAACAUCUCACAUCACUGGAGUACAGCAAUGAGGCCUCAGGGCCAGAAUAUGAUAAAACACAGUGCACACUGCACUGACAACACACCAGCUACUGUAUUUAAGCUGAAUGUAAUCUGACUAUUUUUUUUUUUUUUUAAAGACUUUUACCCGCUAUAUCCUCAAAGGAAGUCCCCCUCAUUUGUCAUGUCAUCCUGCCUGAGUCUACCUUUCAGUAUUGAUCUCCGACGCUUGGUCUGACUGAGCGUUUUGAGUUAUCUCUGCUGGUAGUUAACUGAAUGUGUUCAUUAAACAAAGGGGUCCUACAGAAGGUCUUGCAGGAAUGUCAAAUACAAUUUGUCCUGGGUUUCUGUCCAGCAAGGGAAACAUAGGAUCGUAGAGCAUACAGACGGGUGACAAACUAAAGGAAAAAAACCAACAUAAAGUGUCUCAGUAAGGUGUUGGGCCACCACGUUCUGACAGAACAGCCUCAGUGCGCCUGGGCAUAGAUUCUACAAGUCUCUGAACUCUAAUGGAGGGAUGGACACCAUUCUUCAAAAAAAAAAAAAAAAAAAUUCCUUCACGGUGAUGGUGGUAAAAGAGAGCGCUGUCUAAAAAUGUUGGUCCAAAAUCUCCCAUAGGUUUCCAGUUGGGUGGAGAUCUGGUGACCACGGAGGCCAUAGCAUAUGAUCCACAUCAUUUUCACACUCACCGAAACAUUCAGUGACACACCCCCCCCGUGUCCUAUGGAUGGGGGAAUUUUCAUCCUGUUUUGUCCACUCGUUUUUCAGAUUAUUAUUUUUUUUUUUUUUAAAUUCGUCACCCGUCUGUAUUUGUCCUUACUUCAACACAUUUUGCCUUCAAUAUGAAAUUUAAAAUUUAGAAAUGUAUUUGUUUAUUAAAAAAAAUGUAAUUUUAAUAAUCACCAAGCAUGUUCUUUAUAAGGAAUGUUUUCCUGAUGAGUUGAAUUAUCUAUUUUGUUUUAAUGUUUAUGUGCAAACUGCUAUGGCCCUCUGAUAUAUUUUAUCUGUUUUAUUAGAAAGAACGCCCAGGGACAGUUAAAUGACAAAAUUUGCUAAGAGUUGUUUCUUGUGAUUAUGAUUUAAUGGACAAAACAAACAACCGCGUCUGUUGUUGUCGAUUUGUGUGAAACACAGUGCCUUUAUCAUGUUAUCUUUCAAAAAUAUGUUUAUUGAACCAAUCCAUGCUUUUAAUGUUAUUUUUUUUUUAUUUUCAGUCAGUCCCGUUAUAUUUUUAGCUGCAGUCAUGCUUGCUCACUUCUGUUCUGAUAGACUCUCUGCUGUAAAUAUGUACAUUAUCAUUUCAUACGUGUCUUCAGACCUGCGCCACAUGUCCAUGGUGUUUCUGUUUUUCAAAGGUAAACACCAAGAUGUCACUGUGCUGGUUCCACUUGUACAUUUCUUUUAAAAAGGUACUUCAUA
Xiphias gladius (swordfish) is the source of this 6518-nucleotide messenger RNA. RefSeq names its product axin-1-like. NCBI's taxonomy places the organism in Eukaryota, Metazoa, Chordata, Actinopteri, Istiophoriformes, Xiphiidae. The transcript is spliced from 13 exons. The record is from RefSeq and is a predicted model, not a curated record. Gene Ontology annotation, biological process: negative regulation of canonical Wnt signaling pathway. The coding region runs from base 273 to 2939 and encodes 888 amino acids.